This is a messenger RNA of Durusdinium trenchii, 3651 nucleotides long. The record is from the annotation of a GenBank genome assembly. Lineage: Eukaryota; Dinophyceae; Suessiales; Symbiodiniaceae.
CGCUCCUACAUCCCGACCUUCGCCUUCGGCAUCCUGCUGGACCCCAAGAAGGUCAUGUCCACCUAUGUGAGUGGCAGCAUCCUGACGGAUCGCCACGGCGUGCCGCAAUACAGCGGCGAGGCCGAGCUCUUCGAGGAGUACGAGGAGCGGGCCUGGGACCUUUUCCAUGGCAGAGAAGGCCAAGAGUCCCUACAGAUCUCAACGCCUGUCCACCUCCGGGCUGGCCUGACUGGAGCUGCUUACGAAUCAGUUCGUAAGCUGGAACAUGGAAAGCUCAAGACCAAGACCUCCGAGGGCAAGCCAACCGCGGAGGGAAUGAAACUGCUGCUCAAGACUCUGAAGGACUCCAUCGCGGCAGAGCUCCCAGUCGAGACGAUGCAACAAUACAUCAUCCGCCGUGAGCAGGACUUCAAGAGGUUGGAAGAGAACAACACCGGAACACAGGUGUCAGAGCAGAUCAGGGCUAUGAUGCUUCUUUGCUUUGGCGGCCUGGAUCCAAAGGAGCAAACUUCAGUUCUCAGCUCCUGCAACAACGAGUACGACUUCGCCAAGAUCUCCCAUGCGAUGAGGAUCCAGUUUCCCAAUGCCGCCGGGAAGCAGGUCAUGCGCCGUGACUACCUAGGUGCUCGCUCUACUGGUGGUGGUCAUCUCCCUCAGCACCUGAUGAAGCUCCGAUGGAAGCAACGCCUCGAAGGUAAGUCCAGGCAGAUCCUGGCUGUUGAGGACGAGCCCGACUAUGAGCAAGGAGAUGAUGAUGCCUACUACGAGGAUGAGGGCGACUAUGUUGGUGAAGGGGAUAGUGAUGAAGCCUACCAUCAAGGAUCCCCAAGUCGCCGACACCGAUUCAACAAGAAGAAGAAGUUUGGCACUUCAUCGAGAUCUACCACUCCAUCGAGCUCUACUACAGGUGCAUCCCACCCGGUCGGAUUCACGGCCAAAGGGGAGAUGAGUUUUUCCGAGAAGGCUCGUGACCAGCGGCGGACUGCCGUGAAGUUCUUGAAGUCGGUGACGCCCUGCACUGUUUGUCACCAGAAAGGGCACUGGGCUGGUGAUCCAGAAUGUCCGUCUUCUCGCAAGGGCAAGGGAAAGGGCAAGAAAGGUGGCUCUCCGAAGAAGAAACCUCACAAGAUUGCCACCACCUUGUUUGUGCAUCACAGCCCGAAGGACGAAGACUCCUUCCUUGCCGAGCAGUCCACCCCUGACUCUCCGGACGGUGGCCCAGAGCGCUACAUGACUGAGGACAUCUACUCGCCUGAGUACCUCAAGGUCCCUGAAGCCUCCGAAGCUCCGGAAGAGAUUGAGCCUCUCCAGAAUUCGUACGACCCUGCUGGCAUCUAUGGCACUACCCUGGACUCCGACUCUGAAGUGUCCUAUGGCAUGUUCAUGCUUGCGCACUACACCCUCCAGAGUGCCAAGGCCACUGCGGAGCCCGAUGUGAAGAUCACCGAUGCCAGUCGGCAGGUCAAGCGCCGAAAGCGAGUCGCAUUCAGUCAUGUGUGCGACGACUCCACUGAUGAUGCAGAGGCCCUGGUCAUUCUCAACUGCCCCAAGCUCUGCGAGCAUAUGGAGAAAGAGCUUUUGGCCCGUGGUCUCUCCUCAUCGAAGAGGUCAAGAAGCCAGAUCUUCAAGGGCAUCGGUGGAAAGAUUGAGCCCAAGCAUGUGCGUGUCUUCCCCAUGGGCAUCUACAAGGUCCAUGGUGAGAUCCACUCCGCCGAGACACCUGGCAAUACGCCCUUGUUGUUGAGCCGUCCCUUCAUGGAGGAACUGGGCGCAGUGAUCAACUUGGCUGAUCAGACCAUCUCCUUCCUCGCCAUCAAUGUCCACAACAUGCCGAUGUGUAAGACCUCAAAGGGCCACCUGGCAUUGAACCUUUUGGACUUCAACAUGGACAAGCUCGACGAAUUCAUGAGCGAGGCCGAGGAGGAGAAGGAGAAUCAGAAACCCUCCGAGGCGUCUGGAGAACAGCCUCCUGAUCAGUUUGAUCCUGCUCAAGACCCUGAGUACCUCAGUUGGCUGGAAAGCACUGCACCACAUGAGUACACCCACGACUACGGUGGUCUCAAUCCCGAUGAGUUCGAAGACCAUCAGGACAUCCUUGCCAUGAUGAAAAUGGAUGUGCAAGGUUAUGAUGAGUGCCACUUCGUGUGCGAUGAUGAGACGCUCUUCGCCGACAUCGCUUCCAAGGAGUACCGUGUCCGAAAGACCACCAACAAGAAGUGGAAGCGCAUCUGCGGCAUGGAGCAAGCUCUCGAAGGUGAAGACUUCCUUCACCGACGUGUCCUCCAAGGGCAACUCUCAAAGAUCCCACGACAACCUCACUUUGGUCGAUGCUGGAUCAAACAACUCUUUGCCGGACAGAUGGGCUUGACUCUUCUCGCAGCUCUGAUUGGCAUGGCCUGUGGGGCCCCCCUGGACUACAACAUCAGCGGAUGGGACGCAACCACAUCACUUGGCAAGAAGCAGCUGCACCACGACAUGAUGCACGAGGACCGUGAUCCCUCACCCCUGCGGUCCGUGGGGAAACUGGACCGAGUCCGUGCCAAGAGACAUGUGUUUCUGGAGCAACCACUGGGCUCUCAAAGCCUAGAGGAACCCGAGAUGAAGGAUGUCAAGACCAUGGUCGACAAUGACACCCUCUUCUACAUCAUCGUUGAUGGUUGCCAAGUUGGCUAUAAAGAUGCUGAAAGCGGCCUUCCGAACAAGAAGCCAAGCUACUACAUCACCAGCAUGGUCGCUGCCGAGAGCGUUUUCGCUGAUUGUCGUUGCGAUGGCUCCCAUGAACAUGAACAUCUAGAAGGACGCAACACCUAUGGCAGCAAGACAGCUCAAGCUUCUGUCUGGCCUCACCAGCUCAAUGAGAUGGUCCUGACCACCAUCAUGCAGCAGCGAGAGAUUGAGGUCAAUGCGGUGAAGAACACCCAUGAAGCUUUUCCUUCAGAAGCCCGCAGGACCGAAGCACAACGUCGGCAAGAGUGGCUGGAGGUUGAACCAGAUCUCAGAAAGACACUCCGGACUCUCCACGUGAACUUUGGGCACCCUUCAAAUGUGACCCUGAUGAGAAUCCUUCGACGGCAGAAUGCAAAACCAGCUGCCUUGCGAGCCGCCAGCCUCAUGGCUUGCGACACGUGUGGAGAGAGCAUCCGUCGACGCCGGCCAAAGCCGGUCAAACUUCCAGGUUCCUACACCUUCAACAACCACCUCUCCCUGGAUGUCCUCUACUGCCGCGACGCAGCGAACAACCAGUUUUCCUUUCUCAAUGUCAUUGAUGAGGGCACUGGCUUCCAGGUGGUGACUUGCUUGGGUGAAUCACGAGGACCUCCUGCUUCUAAGGCAAUUCUCCGACACUUCCUGACAUCAUGGUCAUCAUGGGCAGGACUGCCUCGCUCCAUCCAAGUUGACCGCGGCCGUGAGUUCUUGGCCCAGUUCGCCGACUACCUCAAGCAAUUUGGUGAAGCGCCCUGGAAACAAGGCAAAGUGGAAAAGGCAGGCGGCCUUUGGAAAGAAGUGAUGAAGAAGGUUGUCACCGAGAGCCAAAUCAUUGGCCUGCAGGACAUCAUCACUGCCACCGCCAUUGUCACUCAGAUCCGGAACUCACAGCCCCGAGCAAAUGGUUUCGCUUCCACACAAUGGGUAAUGCAAUCCUCGGAUUAA